This is a messenger RNA of Cladocopium goreaui, 2388 nucleotides long. The record is from the annotation of a GenBank genome assembly. NCBI's taxonomy places the organism in Eukaryota, Dinophyceae, Suessiales, Symbiodiniaceae.
AUGGAGUUGACCUUCUUGAAGCUUCAUGGCCCUGCUGUCACUGUGCAGGCCAAAACUGGACGUGAGAUCAAGCUGAUGGAUGUACCUACACGAGGGGAAAAAUGCCACUUUGAUCGUGGUUACCGCUUCCUCUCUUUGGGUGGUUUCAGCGAGAAGCCGUCAAUGAGAUACAUCAUGACCAGCAAUGAUGACAAGGCCACCAGAUCUGAUGAGACAAUGUGGCGCCUGAACGUACGGAUGCCAGUCCUUGGUUAUUGUCAGCUGACCAACGCCAAGUGUAGCUGGGGCCCAGCCGCCAUGGAGGCUGAGGAUGAGGAUGAAUCCUUGAAGAUUCAGCUGCAGCAGCUUCAGCAGCUGCAGCAGAUGGUGACUGAAGACACCGCAGACACUGAGGCCACUGAGGCGGCGCAAAAGACAGCUGAAGCUCCGGAAGCUCCGCAAGCUCCAGAAGCUCCGGAAGCUGAGAAACCUGGAGCUGAAGCAGCUCCAGCGGUUGAUGUGACUGCAACCUCUGCACCUGAAGCUGCCCAAGCUGCCCAAGCUGAUGAGAGUGAGAAAGCACAGCCCAGUGAGCCAGUUGCUGAAGUGGCCGAAACUGCGGCUGAACCGGCGGAGGAAAACACAGAAGCUGAUGCCGAAAACGGCACAGACAUGGCAUGCAUUGUGCCACAGGUGACCUACGAUGAAAAGAGUCACUUUACCAAAGAAGGCAGGUGGGUUCUUCCCAAGCGCAGUCAAUUUCCAUCGAUUUUCUGCCCACUCCGGGUGCGUGUUCGCUUGGCGAGCCCUCAUGAUGUUUCAGUUGUGAAUCCAUACAAGAUUCCAGUUGCGGAGGUUGAGAAAAUUCUACGAGACUCACUCGGUUUCAAGGAUCUAUUUAUCCGAUUCGAUGACUGCCGAGAUCGCAUUGAUGCUGCAGUCAAUGCGAGGGAGGUUGUCGUGGCCAUCAAUGGCGAGUUGCCGGAGGGUCUCAAGGUGGGGACGCAGAAGCAGGUGGAAAAAUAUGAAAAAGAGUCCUUGUCAGCUACCGUUGUUGAUGUCUUGGAAACAUCAAAUGACUUGGAUCCGGAGCGGAUCAAUUCCUUGACAUCCCGCCUGAAAGAGAGUGAGGCUUGUGAUGCCUUGGUCCUGGAAUUGCCACAGAUUUGGAUCAUCUCGGACCCAGAGUUUCGAGCCAAGAGUGCUAGCAUUGGUUUGUACCCAGGAAGCUUCUGGAUGGGUUUCUUGAAGUCCUGGGGGGCUGUGAAGGUGGCUGAAGUCUUCUUCAAGAAAAUUCCUGGCGAUACUGGACGAGAACCCAUGGUUUCAGUCGCUGUACAGUUCCGAGAACAGGAGAACUUGAGGAUGUGCUUCACUUUCCUCCAUGACAGAUAUCUAGUCCAUCCAAAGCAAAAGAAUGCUUUGCGGCAACCCUGGGGCAGAUUAGUGGCCUUUGAGGACUUUAAGUCCAAAACCCUAGGAAGACCUGCCCAGAAAAAGCCCAAGGCUGCAACAAAGCCGCAGCUGCAGAUCAAUCGACCCAUGCCACAAGUGCCUCGAAAACAAGCAGCUCCCGCAAAGGACGCCAAAGCCACCAUGGACUUUGAUCAUGAGCUCACACCAGCUGAGGCCAUGGCCGGCCUGUCCGGAAGGACGCUGGAGGCUUUCCAGAUGGUCAUGAGCCGAAUGGAAAGAUUAGAGAGGGAGAACAAGGAGCUCAUGCAGGUCCUGAUUCAGAUGCAAGGUUUAUUGCAGCAGUCCCAACAGCGAAAUGAGCAGCUAGCAGGCAUUGCACGAGCCGAUCCUUCCACGAAUAGCACUGCCCGCGUGGCGCUUGAGGCGCAACGCCACGCCAUGAUGGCCUCCUCCAUGGUGCCUCCACCGGUUCCACCGGUUCCGCCAGCACCAGUGGAUCCCUCGUCCCCCGAGAAGCGUCCCGCGGACGCUGAAGCCUCCCAACCUGAGGCCGCAGAGGCCGCAGAGGCCGCAGAGGCCGCGGAACCAUCCGUGGAACGGCCCUGGAAGCAUCAGCGGCGGCGCCAGCGGCGCAGUGCGGUAGAUGCGGUAGAUGCUGAUCCACACCUGGCGGAUGUGGGGGAUGAGGACGAGGAUCAAGGGUCAGGUCUUGCGGCUUACCACAACGCAUUGCUGGGCGUUGUCGUGUACUUGAACUUUCGCAGCGAAUUUCACGUGCUUUGCGCUCGACCCUGGCUGGAUCAAGGUGCUUGGGAGCCCUCUAGCAUGGAGAGCACCGUCAGCACUGGCAUUCCCAACGGACCCUAUUCGGGCCCAGUCUUCCAGAAGGCAGUUGGCAAUGGCAUCCUUGACUUAUAUGGCAGCGAGUGUGGCGAAGGCACAUACUUUGUCUUCGUUGUCCGAGUUCCCAGACGUUCCGUGGAAAGAGCCUAG